AACAUUCUUUUUCAGUGUAGGGCAGGAUAAGGUUUAAAAGCUGGAUAAAACUGGAUAAAUUGUCAAACCCAUGACAGAGCUACUGAAUACACUUAAGGUGGAGACCAAAACAAAGCUAUAAGAAAAGUGAAUAUUGGACUUCAUCAGGUGACCAGAAACACAACUCCAAUGAAUGCUAAUGUUGCUGUGGCUCUCUAGUGACUAAAACAAUAAUUAACAGUACUUUAAGUAUUUUUUAUAUAACAUAAAAUAAUCAUGACUAAAUAAAUUCUUUUUAGAAUUUAACCAACAAAACUAAUCUUCCUCAUCAAGGCUGUAUGAGUUUGAUCAGAUUUGACAGUGGCAACAUAAGUAAACAACAAUACAUCCACUUUUUAGUUAAAAUGUCGAUUAAUCCUUAUUGGUGCACUGAAGUAAUAAAACGAUCCAAAAACGAACCAAAACGGUUCCAACUUUAGCAGGAAAUUGUAUGGUCAUGUUGGACCACAUUGAGACAAGAAGAUUAUUGAAAAAAUAUGUUUGCAUGGCCUUUACAUGUGUUGCUACCUGAUACGUAUCGCUAUUAGGGGAUGUAGAAAAAGGCAUGUAGAAAAAGGCAUGCACUGUCUCCGUACUUCUGAGUGCGUCUUAAAUAAAAACGAUAUAGUCUGGAGUUGAACUAAGCUGGACUUUGACCGUUUUGUUGAGGUCAACUCACCAUCCAUUGUGUUGUAUUUUUAACCACACAGUGCAAACAGUGCAGUCUAAAAAAACAAAUAUGAUCGGCUCUGCCAAAAAUACUGACUGAAAAGACUGUUGUACUUUCCCACUGGACCAAAACAGUCAAAUCAUGUCCACACCUAGUGAAAUUACAAUAUGACCGCCGUCUUCCCGUUAAUAUCAGCCACUGUGUAUUGUCCUGUAUAUGGUCCAGGCUCACGACAUUUGCAUGUUUUACAGUCUCAUCUGUUUGUGCAAGCUGUUUACAUGAUUCAGUGACGUCUGUGUUAAAGCUACUUUCAGUGUCGUGAGCCAGGGCUGGCGAGAUGAUGAAACCAUUUGGAUCAUUCGGAUGAGUCUUAUUUUUCAAAGCCUUGGAUAAGUUUUGUUUUUUUAAAUAAUUUUCGAGAAAAGACGGAUUUUUCGGAGGCAUUGUUAGAAAUGUUCAACAUCGUGCAGAUUUCCAUUUCUCUGGGCUGCAAGUGAAAAAGCGGAGCCUCGAAACCUAAAACUUUCCCCAGAAGGACUUGACUCCGGAUUCGAAUUCUGGUUUUGAACAGCUUUUAGUUUACAUUCAGUUUUGAGGAUUCAGCUCGGUUAAAACUACGCCACUCAGGUGUUUAAACAGACUUUCAGGCAUACACAGAGCAUCGGGAUGAUGAACACAGGCGUCAGUUUAUACCCAGAACAAGAGCAGCGGGAUGACUCUGAACCCGGUACCCAGGAUGAAUCCAACUGGGGGACACCGGAGCAAAAGUUCCGCAUACAGCAGCUUCACAACAGGCGUUUCCUUCUGCUCAAGAUGAAGCAUUUCAAAAAGAAGGCAGAGGACAACGGCGUCUGGACCACAGAGGAAAUGACCUGUGAGGACAGCGAUCAACUGUGUGAGCUGGAGGCCAUCCAGAAGGAGCUGGACGAGCUGCUGGCUAAAAAGGAGUUGGAGAAAAAGGGAAAUCGCUCCAAACUCAGAGCAAAUGAAGGUCAACAGGACGCUUAUAACUCUGAGACACCCCGUGGAGGGAUCUACACGCUACCGCCUGUCCAGCUGACACAGGAGGACAUUCCACUGGAGGGGAGAGUAAAAACUAAGCCUGUAGCAGAAAGACCAACAGGCCUAGUCGUUCCAGCGGACAGUCUGGAUCGGACACCUGCGAUCACCAAAUGUCCAUCCUGUGAAGAGAUCAUCAUCACAGAAACCCGCAGCAGAGUGGGCGAGGCUUCGUGGAUGUUAUGCUUCUUGUGCACCUUGACAGGGUGUGUCGCAGGCUGCUGUUUAAUCCCUUUCUGCGUGAAGCGUAUGAGAAACGUCCACCACCGGUGUCCCCGGUGCCAGGCAAACGUACACACCCACCGGCCAUUCUGACAUGGAGGGUUACGAUAUUAACAGCCCUGAUGUGAUUUGUAGAGUACGAUCCACGGCUUCUGUGCUCGAGUGACCACUUCCUGUGGUCGUCUUGGAUCUGUCUGGGACUCGGCCUCAGCUGUUUACUGAUCUUGGCAAAGUGCCUGGAGUCGACUACAGCGCUGGCAAACUGAUAAAUUAAGGACAUUUUCACACGGUGAAAGUCAGUCUCAGUUUGCCAACUGGAAUAUCAGCAUAACAGUGACUUAUUCAAGAUUUAAGCUCGCAAAUGCAAACUCACUUUAAUCAUGUGUAGACCAGCUAAUGUGUUACUGAGAGCUACAAAAACUGAUCCCUACAUUUGAAAGGGAUCAAGGUCUUUUUGCUGCCGAUAUUAGGAUACAGCUUUAUGGUUUGACAGUCAACAAUCUAAUGACCUUUAUGACUGCUUUCGUUGGUAUAAGGGAAAUAUGUCUGGGAACAGCCAUUAUCUCAGAGGAAAAUGGAAAUAGCGUUGCUUAACAUAUGCAAACACGGACCCGUAACCGUAAGUCCGGAAAAAAGUUUUCAUACGCUGUCAACGGUCAAAUGUAGUGCCUUGCUUAAUUCUUCUGUUUCUGUACUCUCGUAAGUUCUAGUUAGAUAUUAUUUGUUUGUGAUAUAUUUUAUAGAACAUUUUUAUUAUUCUGUAAUGAACUUCUGCAGAGGCGUUCACAGUACACCAAAUUUUAUUGACACAUAAAGGCAUACAGUACUUAUAUAUACAUAUUUUUGAGUAUUUACAAAAUAGAGAACCCAUGGAUGUUACACAUGUAGAAAAAUAUGCAUUACAUCUAUAUAAAUAUGUACACAAUGUGCAAAACAUAUGGCAUACAAACAACAAGAGGCAUGGCAUGGGUGGUGCAGAUAGUGAGGAGACUACGGCUACAAUGAAGCAUGUAAAAUGUCCCCUAAAUUCAUAGAUUUUAGUUAAACGUCUUGUCUGAAGUU
Molecule: messenger RNA, 3031 nt
Organism: Sebastes umbrosus (honeycomb rockfish)
Lineage: Eukaryota; Metazoa; Chordata; Actinopteri; Perciformes; Sebastidae
Exons: 5
Coding region: 1355-2062 (235 amino acids)
Molecular function (GO): zinc ion binding
Source: RefSeq, a predicted model, not a curated record